Messenger RNA from Sporothrix brasiliensis 5110, 3045 nucleotides. Its product is annotated as raffinose synthase protein. The record is from RefSeq and is a predicted model, not a curated record. NCBI's taxonomy places the organism in Eukaryota, Fungi, Ascomycota, Sordariomycetes, Ophiostomatales, Ophiostomataceae. The transcript has a single exon. The coding region runs from base 1 to 3045 and encodes 1014 amino acids.
AUGCCCGACGGCGCGUACAGCUUCGCCGCCGAGUUUGCGGCCUUUCUGCCCAAGAAGCCGCCUUCGACAGCCAGGCCACGCGGAGGCGGAGCCGGGUCAGCGACAGCAUCGGCCAUGGGUGCUGCGGUCUCUGUUGCCACGCAUCCGCCGCUUGGCCAGGUCACGACGGUGAUUGGCAGCGACGUGACGUUUUAUGCCGUCGUGGAGCAGGAGACCGAUAAGGAUACGCAAAACGACAAGAUUCUCCGGUCUCCGCCUCCCCUCGAAGUCAGCCUCUGGCAUUCCCCAACGGAGCGGGCUGCCGGUGUCGAGGGCGAAGACGGCUCGGGGUGGACGGCGACGGCGUUUCAGCCAGUCGACGAGAAUGGCCAAGACGCCAGCGGCAAGACGGUGACAGGCAAGGCCCCGAUCUUCUGGGCGCUGCAGAACGAGAGCAAGAACGAAAACGGCGAGAGCGGCGAGACGGACGGGCAGCCGACCGUGGUGCGGCACUACUACCGUGCGGUCGUCGAGAACGCAAGCGGCGGGCCGCUGCACUUUACCGUCCGGUUCCGGGCGCAGACAAACAGCAGCGGUAGAGUCGACGGCGACAACAGCAGCACCCCAGCUUGGCGCUGGGUCGGUGACGAGCAGCAGAUUGGCGACGGCACCGUCAUUGUGCGCGACCCCGUCGCAGGAGACCAGAGAGCAACCGACGACGCCAACAGCAUCCCCAACUUGCCGCCACCCAAGACCGUGGCAGACGAGCAGGCAUCAUCCGUCUCGCCGCUCGCCCAACUCCAGGACCUGAUUGGCGACCUCAAUCCGGCAUUCCGCGUCACGUCGCCGCGCAGCCAGGCGCCGGGCGCGCAAUUGUGGGAGCUGACGGUGCCUGUGGCUGCCGUCGCCGACGAUGGGGGGGACCAGUCCGCCUACACGACCGUCCCGAUCGGCAUGCCCUGGAAAGGCCGCUUCCUGCGCUGGUUCUCGCUCAUGCGGCUGUGGUCGCCUUGGCUGGCGCCACAGCAGGGCCGGCAGGCGCUGGACCGCGCGCUGGACGCCGUGCUGUGCUCGUUUCUGAGCGACGCCGAUGGACGGCACCUGGUCUUUCUGGCCAUCAGCGGCGUCGACCACGUCCAGGGCCUCUUCCAGGGCGGGCAGGACGACAACCGCCAGCUUGUGCUCAGCGUCCGCAGCGACAGCCCCAAGACCGAGACGGCCACGGUGCUCGUGGCGGCCUGCGACACGUUUGAGAGCGCCAAUGCGGCCGUCAUGUACCACGCGCGCUCGCUCGUGCACCAGAUGGCGACUGCGGACGCCGAGGAAAUCCAGACGCUCGCCGGCGAGGUCAAGCCGGCGUGGCUGGAGAACUGGUACGAUGGUCUCGGCUUCUGCACGUGGAACAGUCUUGGCCAGAACCUGUCCGAGGACAAGAUCGUGGCCGCCGUCGACGCGCUCGCCGACCACGGCAUCCGCAUUGCCAACCUCAUCAUCGACGACAACUGGCAGUCCAUUGACCGCGCCCACGGGGACGGCCAGUUCCAGUACACGUGGACCCGCUUCGAAGCCGACCCGCAGCAGUUUCCGCAGGGGCUCAAGCACGCCGUCCAGCGCGUGCGCGAGCGCCACCCGACAAUCGAGCACGUCGCCGUCUGGCACGCGCUGCUGGGCUACUGGGGCGGCCUGACGCCCGCGGCCGCCGGCGGCGAACUGGCCAAGACGUACGCGACGCGCGUCGUGACGCGCGCGCAUCCCAAGCGGCGCGACCUGCCCAUUGCCGGGCCCAUGGUGGUGGUGGACGAGCCGGACGUGCAGCGCUUCUACAAUGACUUUUACGCCUUCCUCGUGGACUGCGGUGUCGACGGCGUCAAGACGGACGCCCAGUUCAUCAUCGACACGUGGACGUCGGCGGCGACGCGGCGCGCGCUCACAACCAGGUACCAGGACGCCUGGACGGUGGCCACGCUGCGGCACUUUGGCAGCCGCGCCGUGAGCUGCAUGUCGCAGACGCCCAAUAUCCUCUUCUACUCGCAGCUCCCGCAGAAUCGGCCGCCGCUGCUGGUGCGCAACUCGGACGAUUUCUUCCCGGACGUGCCGGCGUCGCAUCCCUGGCACGUCUGGACCAAUGCGCACAACAGCCUGUUCACGCAGCACCUGAACGUGCUGCCGGACUGGGACAUGUUCCAGACGGUGCACGGCUACUCGACCUUCCACGCCGCGGCGCGCUGUGUCAGUGGCGGCCCCAUCUACAUCACCGACACGCCGGGCCAGCACGACCUGGGGCUGAUCCAGCAGAUGACCGGCACGAGCGUGUACGACAAGACGGUCAUUUUCCGGCCGAGCGUCGUCGGCCGCUCGCUCGACCAGUACGUCGGCUUCCACGACAACGUGCUUCUCAAGGUGGGCAGCUAUCACGGCAACGCCGCGGGCACGGGCAUUCUGGGCGUGUUCAACGUGUCGGACCGCCGUGUGCACGAGCUGGUGCCGCUGGCGCGCGUGCCGGGCGUGGACGCCGGCGACGGCGCAGACAUGCUGUACGUGGCCCGUGCACAUACCUCGGGCAGGAUCACGGGCGCUCCGGUGGGCGCCGACGCGCUGCUGACGCUGGCGCUCGACACGUACCAGUACGAGAUUGUGAGCGUGUACAAGGUGCAUUCCUUUGAUGACCGUCGUGGUGGCGGCGGCGGCGGCAAGACCAACCGCCCACUGCAUGUGGCCAACCUCGGUCUGCUUGGCAAAAUGGCGGGCGCGGCCGCCGUUGUUGGCACGACCUACCGCCAGCGCGACGACAACAACCGCGUUUCGCUGCAGACAUCGCUCAAGGCACCCGGCAUACUGGGUCUGUACGUGUCCGGGCUGGCCGAGGGCCGCCGCACGGUGGCGGACAGCUUCUUGGUGACGAUGCGCGACCAGCCAAUUCCGGCGCACUGUGCAGCCGUCUCGGCCCAGGACCCGCACGUGCUGGAAAUUGACACGGCGCGGGCGUGGCGCGAGCUGGGCUUCAAGCCCAUGAUGAACAACGAGGUGCAGCUGACGGUCUACAUUUCUGUUGAUGAGGUUGCAUAG